Messenger RNA from Microcebus murinus (gray mouse lemur), 1328 nucleotides. RefSeq names its product histamine N-methyltransferase (gene HNMT). Gene Ontology annotation, molecular function: N-methyltransferase activity. NCBI's taxonomy places the organism in Eukaryota, Metazoa, Chordata, Mammalia, Primates, Cheirogaleidae. The record is from RefSeq and is a predicted model, not a curated record.
CCUGUACAAAUACUGACCCAGCAAUGAGCUCUGCGCUUCAGCCUUUGGUGCCUGUUCAAUUCAAAACAAGCUUAGCUGCCCUUUUUUUUUUUUCUUCCCUUGGAUAGAAACUGGUGGGGGUGGGGAGAGAAAGAGGGAACUGGGAAGAGGAGGGGGAAGUUAAACCUUGCUUCCCUCCCUGUCUUUCGGAAAAACCAAACAUGGCAUCUUGCAUGAGGAGCUUGUUUUCUGACCACGGCAGAUAUGUUGAAUCUUUCCGGAGGUUUCUCAGCAAUUCCACGGAGCACCAGUGCAUGCAGGAAUUCAUGGACAAGAAGCUGCCAGGCAUAAUAGCAAGGAUUGGAGAUGCAAAGCGAGAAAUUAAAAUUCUAAGCAUAGGUGGAGGUGCAGGUGAAAUUGAUCUUCAAAUUCUCUCCAAAGUACAGGCUCAAUACCCAGGAGUUCGUAUCAACAAUGAAGUUGUUGAGCCAAGUGCUGAACAAAUUGUCAAGUACAAAGAGCUUGUAGCCAAGACAUCAAACCUCGAGAACAUAAAGUUUGCUUGGCAUAAGGAGACAUCAUCGGAAUAUCAAAAUAGAAUGAUGGAGGAAAAAGUGCUUCAAAAGUGGGACUUUAUUCAUAUGAUUCAGAUGCUGUAUUAUGUAAAAGACAUCCCAGCUACCUUGAAAUUCUUCCAUAGUCUCUUAGGUACCAAUGCUAAGAUUCUUAUUACUCUUGUGUCAGGGGCCAGUGGCUGGGACAAGCUGUGGAAAAAGUACGGAUCCCGCCUACCCCGGGACGACCUCUGCCAGUACAUCACAUCGUCCGACCUCACUCAGAUGCUGGACAACCUGGGGUUGAAGUAUGAGUGUUAUGACCUUCUGUCCACCAUGGACAUAUCUGACUGCUUUAUUGCUGGUAAUGAAAAUGGAGAGCUGCUUUGGGACUUUUUGACUGAAACCUGCAACUUUAACACGACAGCACCACCUGAUCUCAAAGCGGAAAUUCUGAAAGAUCUACAAGAACCUGAAUUUAGUGUUAAGAAAGAGGGGAAGGUUCUUUUUAAUAACACUCUGAGUUUCAUAGUGGUGGAGGCAUAACUAUCAAUCAUUUAAGACUGUCUUCAAAAAUUAAAUUUUGAACACUGUUCAUCAUUCAUUUCCAUAUUAAAAUUACAAAAACAUUUCAAUUCAGAUAAAGCAUUGUUUCUUAUUUACGAAAUCUAGAAAAUUCCAAGACAUUCUGGACUUACAUGUAGAAUCAUAUGGGAAUAUGGGAUACUGCUAGUCUUAUGUUGUCUGUCCUCUAAGUAGAGAGACCACAUAUAGGCUAAACACCACAUAAGCUGG